UUUUUUUUAUUUGCGCUCUCUUCGCGAUGGCGCUCUCUCUCUCUCUCUCUCGGAUCCUCGAUCGGUGAUGGAAGCUGCUCAGAUCGCGGAUUAUCGUUUGGUGCUCGCUGGUAUUGCGUUGGAAUCCAGUCCUUUGUUCUAGGGCAGGGGCGGUUGCGGAUUCCUCCAAGAUCGUCGUCUCUGUGAAUGAGCAGUGGAAAUGCACGGGGAAAUGCUCUUGGGGAGAGGGUUUGCGGCUGGGGGGCAUUUGGCAGCCAUGGGAAGGCUUCUGCAGAGUGGAAGUAAUUUGGAUCCUUCACCAGAGCGCUGUAGAUCAUUGUUGGUGCCGGAGGACAGCGGAGUAGAUGUAGAGAAUGGUGGCAAGAGAACUAUUCCAAGAUCAAGAAACGGAAUGCUAGGCGAAGACAUGGACGAUGCAGCUCCGCUCGACUCGGGGGUAUCCAUGUCCGAUAUGCAAAUGGGAAGCUUUUCUACAUUAAAAGCAGUAAAACGAGCUGAAGUGGGAGGGACGGGUCCAAAGGUUGGGAGGCCACGAAAACUAUCGGUGUACAAUCCAAGAGAGAUGAGCGACGGUAAUCCUGGAGAAGAUUGCUUGGUAGCGGGCCCAAGUGCUGUUUCACAUUCCGAAGGUUUGUCUUCAUCCGGAAAACGGCGAAAGCAGCAUCUGCCGUUCACUGUCGAUGACCUGGAUAUCAUGUGUGGAGUACCGUCACCUCGAUCUGGAGCUCCUUGCAGGCAACCAUUGACAUGUAAAUCACAUUCAAUUUCAAGUAAACGAGCUGUUACUGGUCGGAGAAAACCUUUUGAUGCGUUGCUUCAAGAUUUUAAGGACAAUAACUCGCGAAAGUCACAGCAAGCAGACAUUCCAAGACCGUUGGCGACCAAAGUUUACUGUUCGGGUCACAGCCAACGGAUGCGUGCAGUGAUUACCAGUCUGUACCGAGAGUCCAUCUCAGGACGGUCAAGUUUGCCACAAAACGAGCAAACUCUCGCUUUGGAUGCUAACCCGCAGCAGCAGCAGCAGCAACACGCGCUUAUGAGCCUAAACAAGGGAUUUCAAUGACACAGGUUAGAACAACGGAAGGUGGUGAUAAAGUAGAGGUGGUACUUUACGCAGCAGCACAUUUGCCAGCAUUUACUGCUCGCCGCCUGUCCGGGUAUUCAUUGCAGCGAAAUCAACAGGCAGCGCACAGCGGCCCAAUUCACGUUGCGCGAUCAACUCUCCCGUUUGAAAAUCCGGAUUUUACUGGCGUUUAAGGCCGUUUGAGUAGCUAUAUUUCUGCGGGGCCGUCGCUACUUCCCUCUGGUGGUUACCAGUAGCAGUCUACAUUUUCAAAGCGUUCAUAGAAAGGGCCUGGUGCGCGACGCCAGCUUUCGUCUAGUUCUUCAAGGAUGGGAGUACUGGGAGGCGAUGCUCAUGUUCCAAUCGGGAGCCAAGUUAGUCCCGGGAGUGUAGUGGUGACGAACAACGAGAGCUUUGGACACAGGAAGCUGCUCAAAGGGGUGGAUUUCCUGGUCCGGAUCAAGGCCUUUGCCUUCUGCCUUGCUGUGAUCGUGCUGCUCAAGAACAACGUCCAGACUACCGUCAUCGCUCCUGGGAUAGUUUUGCAAGCGAAAUACAACAACACCAAAGCCCCAGUCUCACUGCUCGUCUUAGCAUCCAUUUGCUGUGGCUAUGCUUUCCUCCAGGCAGUCGUAUCGUUGCUAUCGUUUAUAAGAGACAAGAGGGUGCUUAACAACACGGUGCUCGCUUGGCUCACCUUUCUUCUGGACCAGGUUUUAACAUAUUUGCUACUGGGGUCUGCCGCGGCCACGGCAGAGGCUGCGUACAUCGCCAAGAGAGGCGAGGACAAAGUCCAGUGGAAGGCGGUGUGUGGGCCUUUCAAGAGAUUUUGCGACCACUUCGCCGCCACCGUGUUCCUCUCCUUCAUUGCCGUCAUUGCCUUCGCCGUGUCGGCUGCUAUCUCGGCCUACUAUCUCUUCAGGAGGAGCAAAGGCUUCAAGUAAAUUUACAGCAGACUAUGGAAGCAGCAGCAGUGUAGAUUUUUUCUCUCUUUCUUUUCUCUUGUCCCUUUGACGAACUAGCUAAAGAAAUGAAAGAAGAUACAGUGUUCCAUUC
Messenger RNA from Selaginella moellendorffii, 2119 nucleotides. RefSeq names its product SCA7 domain-containing protein SELMODRAFT_431321. The transcript has 13 exons. The record is from RefSeq and is a predicted model, not a curated record. NCBI's taxonomy places the organism in Eukaryota, Viridiplantae, Streptophyta, Lycopodiopsida, Selaginellales, Selaginellaceae. The coding region runs from base 200 to 1063 and encodes 287 amino acids. Gene Ontology annotation, cellular component: SAGA complex.